AUGGAGCGGCAACAUAGUCGACGUCGCAAGUUACACCAAGCCGAGGAGCCAAGCUUCCGACAACCCGUCACACCGUCUCGGGUGGCUCGACCCGGGCGGUCAUGGUUCCUGGUGGGAGCGUUCAUCGUGUGCCUCUGGGUGAUGGUAGUGUAUGUCUUCGGGAUUGGCUUCAACCUCCGCUGGUCGAAUUUGGUCACUCCGCCCCAAACGCAUGCCGCACAAGACCAGUCCGAGACGAACCGCCCUCGCAUCGAGCUUCACCCAGAAGAUCAUGUGUAUCGUGCCCCUGUCACACGCCACCUGGACUGGCGCAUCUCCAAGGGUCACCGAAGACCUGAUGGUGUGUUGAAGCUUGUCUAUCUCAUCAAUGACUUGUUUCCUGGCCCGACCAUUGAGGCUCGCUCGGGUGAUACUCUUCUCAUCACUGUCCUCAACGCAGUCGAGGAUGAGCCCGUUGCUCUUCAUUGGCAUGGGAUUCACAUUGCAAAUGCCAUGGAUGGAGCAGUGGGCAUUUCUCAAUGCGCAAUCGCUCCGGGAGCGCAGUUCGUCUACAAUGUCACCAUUCCUUCCGAUCAGAGCGGGACAUUUUGGUACCAUGCCCACGCGGGCGUAUCCCGUGGUGACGGUCUCUAUGGUGGUCUGAUCGUACAUGCCCCUGCGACCACAAGCUCUGUGCGGGGUCUGGUUGCAGGCACUCAGAGUGAAAUGCAGCGAUUUCAAUACGCUCGAGAGCUGUUGCUCAUGAUUGGGGACUGGUAUCAUCGACCUGCACAAGAGGUUUUGGCUUGGUAUAGAAGUCCGGGAAAUUUCGGAAAUGAGCCGGUGCCGGACUCAUUACUGAUCAAUGGAGUUGGACACUUCGAUUGCGGUAUGGCAGUUCCUGCUCGACCUCUUGACUGCAUCUCGCAGGUGGUAAACACGUCUUUUCUGGACCUUGAUCCAGACACAACCUAUCGUAUUCGUGUCGUCAAUACUGGCGCUCUCGCGGGAUUGUCACUGGUAUUUGAGCAGGAAAAUAUCGACCUCGUUCAAGUUGACAGCAUCGAUGCGGAACAACCCCAGCUGGAGAAUACCAACUCUGUGGGCGUUCUUUUCCCUGGUCAGCGACUGGAUCUCAUUAUCCAUCCGAGACCUGACCGAGGAUCUUCAUCAGCCGUGACGGUGAAGCUUGACCAGGGGUGCUUCAAGUACAUCAACCCAGCAUUGACUCCUGAGCAAACUUUCCCCAUCCAUUACCGUUCAAACGCUGCUUCCAGCGAAACCCAAUUUUCAACACCCGCUGUAAGGAGAACCAUCAACCUUGACAAAGUGCCAUCCGCGCCAUCAGUGCUUCAACGUCUGCCUGCAAGGGCCCAGCAGACCCAAGUUGUGUAUACCAAGAUACAAAAGAUGGCUCGUAAUCACAACAUUCCAGAAGGUUAUUUCAACCAGACCACCUGGCAGCCUCAAAGCGAGCCUCCAGUUCCGUUAAUAGGUUUGCCUCGAGAGCGGUGGGACUCCAAUCAGUUUGCUUUCUCCACUGGAUCCGACGCUGUCUGGGUCGAUCUGGUGGUGAAUAAUCUUGAUGAGGGACCUCAUCCAUUCCACAUGCACGGUCACCAUUUCUUCAUCCUUACCGUUCAAGCCUCAUCCUUCGGCUGGGGCUCCUACAACCCAUUCGCUUCUGCCUAUCCACCUGGCCUCGAGCCCGAAUCCCAACCAACUCCAGAAUCGAGCCCGAACACGACUUCCAUACAUCCAGACCACUCAGAUGCAGAACUUCCUCAAUCCUUCCAGCCAUAUGACUUGUCCCGAGCCUCUCUCCGGGAUACAGUCCUCAUACCCAGUCGUGGUUACGCUGUGCUACGCUUCCGCGCUGAUAACCCGGGCAUUUGGCUUUUUCAUUGCCAUAUUCUGUGGCACUUGGCGACGGGGAUGGCCAUGUUGAUUGAUGUCAUGGGCGACCCGGCGGGCCGGAUUGCCCAUGAUUUGUCUUUGUUGUCGGGGCUGAAUGGGGGAGUGUGUCCUGUUUGA
Messenger RNA from Penicillium oxalicum, 2013 nucleotides. RefSeq lists its product as uncharacterized. The coding region runs from base 1 to 2013 and encodes 670 amino acids. Gene Ontology annotation, molecular function: copper ion binding; oxidoreductase activity. Lineage: Eukaryota; Fungi; Ascomycota; Eurotiomycetes; Eurotiales; Aspergillaceae. The transcript is spliced from 7 exons. The record is from RefSeq and is a predicted model, not a curated record.